Aegilops tauschii subsp. strangulata is the source of this 612-nucleotide messenger RNA. The record is from RefSeq and is a predicted model, not a curated record. NCBI's taxonomy places the organism in Eukaryota, Viridiplantae, Streptophyta, Magnoliopsida, Poales, Poaceae.
AUGGUGUGGGAGUUGAUGGCAGGAGUGGUGUUGCUGAGAGAGCGGCGGGGAUGGGGAGGGGGUGAUGGUGGUGGUGGUGGCGGGGAGGGUGACCGGCCGGGGGACGCGGGGUUCGGCUCAGGUGAGGAGGGCGGGGUCGGCUCAGCCAUCUUCACGGUCGAACAGGCGGAAGGCGAGAAGCUCCGGCUGUCAGCAGGGCCACCGGCUAUGUUGGGAUUGUGGCCACCACCAGCUCGAACAACUAUCGCUUCUGGAAACACAGCAAUAUAUACUACAAGCAGCGUUGUGGAAAGAUUAGCUCGAGAAGACGAAGAAGAGGAUGAGAAUAAGCAUGCUCGCAGGAGGCCGUGGGUAAGCAAGGAAGGAUCAUCCGACGUGAAGCUGCUGGAGAGCGAGGUGGCUGCAGUGCCGGACAACGACUGUGCAUGGUGUGCUAGAGGAGCAGCAGGCGGCUCACGGGCAUUGCGCGUACAUGCAGCAGCUCUUGUGUCUCAACUGGGUAUGGUUCAGGUCAUGCGGGCGGAUAUGGAUCUUGGAAUGCGGAAAGCGCAGGCCGAGAUAGAAAGCAUCAUCCGCGACGCCGCACAGGCAGAGUCGCCGGCUCAUAUGUGA